Molecule: messenger RNA, 2670 nt
Organism: Trichoplusia ni (cabbage looper)
Lineage: Eukaryota; Metazoa; Arthropoda; Insecta; Lepidoptera; Noctuidae
Exons: 6
Coding region: 1764-2354 (196 amino acids)
Source: RefSeq, a predicted model, not a curated record
CCAAAGCAUUGUGCCUUCGCAAUAAUUGGAAAUCCAGUUCGGAGCAGAACACUCAAAGUCAAUAAAAGCCAAUAGCGGAAUUGGGGUCCUGUAUUCGAUGCCCAAUAUUUUAUUGGCUAGAAAAUAAACCAUGAAAAAAGCUACCCCGUAUUGCCACAAAAUAAUUGUUCAUAACUACCUUGUAUUGCCACAGAACAAUUGUUGAUCUGGGUACUUGAGACAUGCGCAACCACUUGUCUGAUGAAGAUUUCAGUCUUAUUAGUAAGUAGAUACUUACGCAGGUCGUCACAAUACAUGUUAGUUACGUCACUAGCUUCUACACAAAAAGGGCAUUUCGAGUGCUAGGGAUAUAAAGUGCUAUUACGCGAUAAAUUGUUUCUUUUUAAUCAUGUUCUUUCCUUUUCGUGAAGGUCGGCGAUUAACCUCGCAGGCUUGUACCUUUCCUCCUCUCUUGCAAUUAUUGAGAAACUCUAGCUUAUUUAAAAUUUUUGGAUGUAUUUGUUGUUAUUGCUAUUUAGCUGUUACAAACAAUAAAAGUGAUUUAGGUUUUGUAUCAAAAGUGAUAAGGUCCAUUUUCCGAAGAUUCAUUAUCAAUAAUAGGAGUCCUUUAAAAUUGAUAAGGACCUACUUAUCCGGCGGCGCAAAACUCCAUUUUCCUUAUACCUCUUGUUUGUUCUUUUUAUGGCAUUCUUAUGUUAUAUUACAGUCUUUUUUUAAUUUUAAUCUGACUUAAACGUGCUUAAAUGAUCAAGAUAUUUAUUUAAAUUAAAAUCUUCAUGUCACAUUCGCAUUAAAAGAAUAAUCGUACUCUUUAAACCGCACACCUUCUUAGCAAACAUACACACAGUAAUAAUUACAUGCAUGCGCGCAUGAGUGUGCGUAUAAUUGUUUUCUCUGUGAUCCGCCAGAUGUCGUUUACGUUUUUCACAUUAGAAUGUACUUUCAUUCAUCUCUCUUGUAGGGUGACCAUGAUAAUUGCAGAGAUAUAAAAUGUGUGAGUCACUGUUUUUAGGUAUUUUUAUUAAUUUCAUCUUUUAUGUGUAUCAAAUUUAAUUUCAUUAUAAAUGUUUAUAUCAAUCAGAAUGAAACUAAAUGGAUGAAUUUUACCUUUGGCACAACAGGCUCAUCGUGACCAACGCCGCAAGGGAUCAACUAAAUUUAGCGUUAACACUAAGUUAAGCGUCAUUUAAUUUCACAAAAAAAAUACAUAAAAACAUUUUUUUUCGUUUAAAAUUAUAAUUAGUAUAUAACAAAGUAUACAAAACCAACCAAAGACACAGGCUUAGCUAAUUAAACAUACAUUGCCUCAAAAACACCAUUAAAAUUUGUUUGAACAGUAGUUAAAAGUAAAUGAAAAGCAAUUUCCCGUCACCUCGAGUACGUGUGGUCACACUACACACUCGCCGCCGAGGCUCGUGAUAAGAACCAACUCAUCUGCGCGAGCGCAGCGGCCUUGCGCACCCGUGUCUUACCGCGACCACCGCCCACACGACAAUAUAAACUCUAUCACCCUCCGAAAAAGAUACAAUUUGAAUACCGCGAACUUGUGAUAAGAAAAUAAUAUAUUUUGAUGUGUCAGUGAGUGAAACAAGAUUCGUUUUGUGAAAUUUGUGUCUGAGUGAGUGAACAUAUUUAUAUCACAGUCUGGUACUUCCACAAGAACAUCAUAAUGGAUGGCCAAAGCUGUAGUUGUUGAGAACACAAAAAUUGAUGAAAUAAAAGAGAAGGCAGAUAGUGAUCUGUGAAGGCCGAAAAGAAACGAAAUGCCAGACACACUGUCAUUAUCAGCUGGGGUCAGCCUCGGUCUUCUAGCAGGCAUCGUGUCUGGAGUCUGCUAUCUCGUCGCCAAUGGACUGACGUGGCCGAAGAACGAGCGUGACGGCAGAAGAUGUAUUCAGUCGCGGGACGACGGCGUGUGUCGUAGCUGCGGCGGCGACAAGCACGGCGGGGCGCUACCCUGCAUCUGCUACCCACCGGAACCGGUGAAGUUCGAGUCGGGCGCGUGGUUCCUUCAGCAAGUGCAGCGAGCUCUCAGCGUGAUGCCGUGGAGCAUCUCCACCGACAAGCUGGAGCAAAUAGAUGAAGAAUGCGACGGCUACGACACUCCUGGCCCGAGUGACCCCACGCGUGGAGAACUGAAGAAGAUCAGGGAGUUCUUGGAGACUAUAUCAGCGAAGUUGGCCGGAGGACCGCUAGAGGGCACCAAUGUCACGCCACUGUACGACCAUCCCGCAUAUAUUCGCAUGUUCGAGCGAUACCACGCGAGGCUGCGCGGCGCUCUGACGUCACUGACGAUCGCGCUACGAAACGCGCUCACACGUAAGAUGGAAAAUAUAGUAUCGCAUGCGCUGUGACUUGUUCCUUGCAAUUUUUUAUAUUGCACGUGUUGCGUUGUUUACUAUCCUAUAUGAGUAUUAAUUUACAUUACAUUUAGCCAUGUUCUAUUGAUAUUCGCUACGAUUUCGAUCUACCCAUAUUUUAAGUGUGGGUACAUGUUUGACUAAUGUUUUAAGCACUUUUUUCUGUAUGACGCACGAAUUUGUUUAAUUUAAUUUCUCUUGAGCAUGUCUGUCUAAUAUUAUUAUAUUGCUGAUGUGAAGUGACAAAUUAAGGCCUGGCUACAGAACAGCUUAUUUUUUAUCAACGACUUUUUAAGGUAGGUUUUAUUCA